CACAGGAAGGUAUAAUCAUGCAGUACUAGUAUCGGUCUUCAUUGGAUUAAGUACUAGUAUUAAAGUUUAAGUAUAUUUACAACAAAACGAUGUACUCGAAACUCAUAAUUGUCUUAGCGACAUUAUGUCUCGCAAACGCUUCAGUGGUCAUCAACGUAUUCGAUGAUGAUCCCGAUAUUGGAUUGAAGAGUCCAGAUAAGGAUUGCAACCCCACCGCCUGUGACCAGCUCUGCCGUAGACUCAAGUUCCCUGGUGGUGUUUGUGUCAACGGCCGCUGCAAAUGCGACAACUUCCGCAGUGAAAAUGAGGCCGUGUCAGAAAUUUCGCCUUCUGACUUUGAAGCAUUAUCUUCACUCGGAGAUGAUUUGGAGAAUGGGUUCGCGGCAAACCACUGCAGCAGUUCCGCCGCCUGUGACCGGCUCUGCCGUAGCCUCAAGUUGCCUGGUGGGGCUUGUGUCUAUGGCCGCUGUAAAUGUAACACUGACCCUAUCUCUGAAGAUGCAGUUUUAGAAUUGUCGCCGUCUGACUUAGAAGGUUUCUCUGCAAUCGAAGACGAGCCCCUAUCUGAGGAUGAAGAAGCUGAGAGAAGCAGUUGUAGCCUUUCUGCCUGCGAGCAAUACUGCCACAGACUCAAGCUGCCCGGUGGUACCUGUGUGAACGGACGCUGCAAGUGCGACAAGUUCCUUAGAGAGCAAGUUGAAUUAGAGAAUGAGUAUUCGGCAAACGACUGCAACCCCACCGCCUGUGACCAGCUCUGCCGUAGACUCAAGUUCCCUGGUGGUGCUUGUGAUAACGGUCGCUGCAAAUGUGACAAUUUCCGUAGCUCUGAAGAUGCAGUUUUAGAAUUAUCGCCGUCUGACUUAGAAGCAUUCUCUUCAAUCGAAGAUGAGCCCCUAUCUGAGGCUGAAGAAGCUGAGAGAAGCAGUUGUAGCCUUUCUGCCUGCGAACAAUACUGCCACAGACUAAAACUGCCCGGUGGUACCUGUGUGAACGGACGCUGCAAGUGCGACAAGUUCCUUAGAGAGCAAGUUGAAUUAGAGAAUGAGUAUUCGGCAAACGACUGCAACCCCACCGCCUGUGACCAGCUCAGCCGUAGACUCAAGUUCCCCGGUGGUGCUUGUGUUAACGGCCGCUGCAAAUGUGACAAUUUCCGUAGCUCUGAAGAUGCAGUUUUAGAAUUAUCGCCGUCUGACUUAGAAGCAUUCUCUUCAAUCGAAGAUGAGCCCCUAUCUGAGGCUGAAGAAGUUGAGAGAAGCAGUUGUAGCCUUUCUGCCUGCGAGCAAUACUGCCACAGACUCAAGCUGCCCGGUGGUACCUGUGUGAAUGGACGCUGCAAGUGCGACAAGUUCCUUAGAGAGCAAGAUGAAUUAGAGAAUGAGUAUUCGGCAAACGACUGCAACCCCACCGCCUGUGAUCAGCUCUGCCGUAGACUCAAGUUCCCCGGUGGUGCUUGUGUUAACGGUCGCUGCAAAUGUGACAAUUUCCGUAGUUCUGAAGAUGCAGUUUUAGAAUUAUCGCCGUCUGACUUAGAAGCAUUCUCUUCAAUCGAAGAUGAGCCCCUAUCUGAGGCUGAAGAAGUUGAGAGAAGCAGUUGUAGCCUUUCUGCCUGCGAGCAAUACUGCCACAGACUAAAACUGCCCGGUGGUACCUGUGUGAACGGUCGUUGCAAAUGUGAUAAGUUCCUUAAUGAACAAGAUGGCAUUAACGUCUCAGCUGAGUCACCAAAAGAUUUAAUUUGCGUCCGUCAUGAAUGUGAAAAACAAUGUCGCAAAAUUGGCUUUCCGGGUGGUGCUUGUUUUGUCACGGACAUAAGCACUUCUGUCUGUCGAUGCAACGACGCCUCUUUUGAAACAAGAGUUGAGAUAUUUACACCUGACGUACCUGAAGUGACACCAGCAAAGCUUACUGCUGACAGUUGUGACCUCAGGUCUUGUUCGUUCAUUUGUCGAACAAUGAAAUUGGCCCGUGGAGCUUGCAUCGCCGGCCGCUGUCAAUGCUUUUUACCAGCAGGUUUGGUUGACGCAAACUCCGCUCCCGUUCUGGAACCAGAAAAGAAUCAAAGUCACGGUAAAUGCAGACAAGGAUUGUGUAACCUGAUCUGUCACAAACUCAAGUACGAUAGUGGUGAAUGUGUCGAGAACAAAUGCAAAUGUUCCAAAAAUGGAGGUCAUGUCUUUGUAACAGGUUCAGAGAAAGUAAACACUACAUUAUUUCUGGAACCAGCAAAGAAUCAAACUCACAAAUGCAGACAAGGAUUAUGCGACUUGGUAUGCCGCAAACUGAAGUUCAAGCGAGGCGAAUGUGUCGAUAACAAAUGCAAAUGCUACAGAGAUGGAGCCAAGACUGACAACGAUAUGCCUGUAUCGAAAUUCUCAGAGGACCUUACCAAGGUCAAGUGUACCAAACGCGUAUGCGACCGCAUGUGUCGCUCACUAGAUUACAAAGGUGGUAACUGCAAAAAUGGUAAAUGCUGGUGCUAUGGUCGACCCAAAAAGCCAGCUCGAUUGAUGCUAGAAGACACCGAAAAUGAAGAACAGGAACGAAUUAACCAGGACGUCAGCUUAGAAGAAGAUGAAAACGAUCUCCUCAUGGCUGAACGCGCAAAAGUCAAAUGUACCAAAGGCGUAUGCAACCGCAUGUGUCGUUCACUAGAUUACAAAGGGGGUAACUGUAAAGGUGGGAAAUGCUGGUGCUAUGGUCCACCUAAAAAGCCAGCUCGAUCCAUCGUAGAGGAUGCCGAUGGAGAAGAAGAAAAAGAAAUAAGCCUGGACGAUGCUACAGAAAAAGCUCCUCCAAUGUCCAAUGUCCUCACCGAAGAAGAAAAAGAAGUCAGCCAAGACGAAACCACUGAAAAAGCUCCUCCAAUGUCCAAUGUCCUCAACGAAGAAGAAAAAGAAGUCAGCCAAGACGAAACCACUGAAAAAGAUGCAAGUUCAUCUCAAGCUAGAGUAGCUGAUCGAAACAAUUGUAACCUUUCUGCCUGCGAGCAACUCUGCCGCAGACUCAACCUGUCCGGUGGUACCUGCGUGAACAGACGCUGCGCAUGCAUUAUUUAACAAAGGACGGACAUG
This is a messenger RNA of Spodoptera frugiperda (fall armyworm), 3071 nucleotides long. RefSeq lists its product as uncharacterized. The record is from RefSeq and is a predicted model, not a curated record. The coding region runs from base 90 to 3056 and encodes 988 amino acids. Gene Ontology annotation, biological process: defense response. The transcript has 26 exons. NCBI's taxonomy places the organism in Eukaryota, Metazoa, Arthropoda, Insecta, Lepidoptera, Noctuidae.